UAUCUUUCACUUAGCAACAACAAGAUCUCCAGCCUCCCAUCCGGUGUGUUUGAUGACCUCAAGAGCUUGACUUAUUUAUCUCUCGAGCAAAACAAUCUCACCCACGUUCCCGAGAGAUUGCUCGGUGACCUGGGAAACCUACAAGUAGUCGUUCUAGACCUCAACCAAAUUUCAAGUCUGCCUGAGAGAGUCUUUCAAGGGCUCUGGCACUUGCAGGCUGUUCUUCUCCAGCAUAAUCAGCUCACAACGCUCCCGGAAGACAUAUUCGAGGACCUUAGGGACCUGAAGCAGAUUUGGUUGGCGGGGAACAAACUCUCAUUCCUUCCUGCCCGUACGUUCCACGCACUUUCAAACUUGGAGUGGCUUGACCUUGGCGAAAAUCGUUUGUCGUCUGUGUCAGCAGAGAUAUUGAGAGGACUUUCUCGACUGACGUUCUUGUCACUCUUUGGUAACCAAAUU
Guillardia theta CCMP2712 is the source of this 459-nucleotide messenger RNA. RefSeq lists its product as hypothetical. The annotation marks the transcript as partial. Gene Ontology annotation, molecular function: protein binding. The record is from RefSeq and is a predicted model, not a curated record. Lineage: Eukaryota; Cryptophyceae; Pyrenomonadales; Geminigeraceae. The transcript has a single exon.